UUUCACUGAACUGUCGAUUCUGCCUCUUGGUGGAACCAGGUUUCUAAGGUCUAAGGUCAAAAGCUUCAACAGAGCUUUCUAAAACACUGUCCUUCCGUCGCUUCACGCUAAGAAAAUUCUAUUAUAUUUCUCUUUGCGUUCUUGUUGUCUGCAAUCUUUGUUCUGUUCCAGAUUUUUAUUUUGGGCCGUUUAGAAUUUUAUUUAUCAGCGAAGAUGCAUUCGAAUCACUUGCUUCUCGAGGAGCCGAUCAGGAUGGCUUCGAUCCUGGAACCGUCAAAGCCUAAUUUUUUUCCUGCAAUGACGAAGAUUGUUGGUACUUUGGGUCCAAAAUCUCGAUCUGUUGAGGUUAUUUCCGGCUGCCUCAACGCCGGAAUGUCAGUGGCUCGGUUUGAUUUUUCCUUGGGUGACCCAGAGCACCACCAGGAGACCUUAGAGAACUUGAAGGCCGCUGUGAAGAGCACCAAGAAGCUUUGUGCUAUUAUGCUGGACACGGUGGGUCCCGAGUUGCGGGUUGUCAACAAGAGUGAAAGCUCCAUUUCACUUGUGGCUGACGGGUUUGUUGUUCUGACACCAAACCAAGAACGGGAAGCUUCUUCAGAAGUUUUACCCAUCAACUUUGAUGGAAUAUCGAAGGCGGUCAAGACAGGAGAUACCAUUUUUAUAGGUCAAUAUCUGUUCACUGGUAGUGAGACGACUUCUGUGUGGCUGGAGGUUUCUGAGGUGAAAGGAGAUGAUGUGGUUUGUGUGAUAAAGAACUCUGCAACACUUGCGGGGUCAUUAUUCACCUUGCAUGUCUCUCAAGUUCAUAUUAAUCUGCCUACCUUCAAUGAUAAAGAUAAGGAGGUCAUAAGUACUUGGGGAGUUCAAAACAAAAUUGACUUCCUCUCGUUGUCAUGUACACGGCAUGCUGAAGAUGUUCGCCAGACUCGUGCAUUGCUUUCUAAGCUUGGUGACCUCAGCCAGACACAAAUUUUUGCGAAGAUUGAGAAUAUAGAAGGAUUAACCCAUUUUGAUGAGAUAUUACAAGAGGCAGAUGGCAUUAUCCUUUCUCGAGGGAAUUUGGGCAUAGAUCUUCCACCUGAAAAGGUGUUCUUAUUCCAAAAAGCUGCCCUUUACAAAUGUAAUAUGGCUGGAAAGCCUGCUGUGGUUACUCGUGUUGUGGACAGCAUGACUGACAACUUAAGGCCAACUCGUGCAGAAGCCACUGAUGUUGCUAAUGCUGUUUUGGAUGGAAGCGAUGCAAUUCUUCUUGGCGCUGAGACUCUACGUGGAUUGUACCCUGUUGAAACAAUUUCUACGGUUGGAAAAAUUUGUGCCGAGGCAGAGAAGGUUUUCAAUCAGGACUCAUAUUUCAAGAAGACUGUCAAAUAUGUUGGAGAGCCAAUGACCCACUUGGAAUCUAUUGCUUCAUCUGCGGUACGAGCGGCGAUUAAGGUGAAGGCAUCUGUCAUUAUAUGCUUCACUUCGUCUGGAAGGGCUGCAAGGUUGAUUGCAAAGUACAGGCCAACAAUGCCAGUUCUAUCCGUUGUCAUUCCGCGCCUCAAGACGAAUCAACUAAAAUGGAGCUUUAGUGGCGCGUUUGAGCAGAUGGAAUUAAUUUUGUUCAAUGUUCAGGCAAGGCAAUCCCUCAUAGUCAGAGGCCUUUUCCCCAUGCUUGCUGAUCCACGGCAUCCUGCGGAUUCCACAAGUGCAACAAAUGAGUCAGUUCUAAAGCUUGCCCUUGAUCAUGGAAAGGCCUCUGGAGUUAUAAAGUCGCAUGACCGAGUAGUUGUUUGCCAGAAAGUUGGAGAUGCAUCUGUGGUUAAGAUUAUUGAGCUUGAAGAUUGAGACAUCUUAGCCACCCUACUUGUUUGCGGUCUUUUCUCCCGGGUAUUGUUAGGAGUGUAGAUUCUAUUACGGGUGCUGGUGAGGUUAUCACACGUUUUGAUACCUGGCAUUUGGUUUGAAAUGUACUAAGACCAUACACUUACAACCACUAAAGUAUUUUAUCAAAAAUGAAUAUCAUGGGUUAAGGUCCAUGACUUCCAUUUCUAGCCUCAAA
Molecule: messenger RNA, 2041 nt
Organism: Tripterygium wilfordii
Lineage: Eukaryota; Viridiplantae; Streptophyta; Magnoliopsida; Celastrales; Celastraceae
Product: pyruvate kinase 1, cytosolic-like
Exons: 16
Coding region: 214-1827 (537 amino acids)
Biological process (GO): glycolytic process
Cellular component (GO): cytoplasm
Molecular function (GO): potassium ion binding; magnesium ion binding; pyruvate kinase activity
Source: RefSeq, a predicted model, not a curated record